AUGAAAUUAAGCCAAACUCCUUAAACCAAGGUUUCUAGAAUGGAUGAUUCAUUUUCAACAGAUAUACAUAGCAUGUGUUAUAGCAGAGUCAACAUUCUUACAAGUGAAGUUGAGAAGCUAACAGAUGUUUUGGGAACUGCUUCUUAAGAAAUGGAAGUUCUCAAAGAACAGAAUCAUGAAUUGUAAAACUAAUUAACCGAGAUGGAUCAUUCAAAUUAAAUCGUAUUUUACAUAUCACAUACAUUAAUAGAUUAAUUAAGAGUUUGACAAUGUUUGCGAAAGAUUAAAAUAAAAAAGCAUUGAAGCAGAAGAGUAUGCCUUCUAGGUUCAAAAGUUAGCCUUACAAAAACAAGUAUAUUUUUACAUCUCAUUUAAGGAACUAACUCAAAAUUUGAACAAGGUACUGAAUGAAUUGGAAUAAAUAAAUUAAGUAAUCGACAUUAAGGAUCAAGAAAUUUAAACUGGAAAAUAACAAUUUAUUGCAAAAACAGAGGAACUACAGCAAAGCUUACAAUAAACUUACCAUUUGGAUUAAGCUUUGAAAGUAGUAAAGGAAGAAAAAUUAAAAUACAUUUAUGAAUAUCAAUAGUUGUAAAAGCUAGCUGAAGAAUAAUAAUAAUAAAUAAAAGAAUUAAAUGAGUAUAGAAUAGCUUAUGAAACAUUAAAAGUAGACUUGAAUAUCCUCAGAGUCAAUUAUACAAAUUUACUAAAUAAAAAAUUAGAGGAAAAGAAGGAGUUGGAAGCUCAAAUUGAUGUGCUAAGAGACAUGCAUACAUAUACAAUUGAAGAUGCAUAACUAAAAUAUGCUGUAUAAAGAAUCUUAUUAUAAUGAUAGGAUUAAAUUAAAUAAGAAAUAGAAUAAUUCAAGUAGCUCUAUGACGAAUAAUACAAAUUCGAAAGGAUGACUUAUGAGUCUGCGUUAGAUCAAUUGAAGAAUUAAGUGGGCACUCUUUCAAUGCAAUUGCAGAAUGCUGAAAUAUUGGUCAACACUCAUAAGUAAAACUUGAUGAAUCAAGCUUAAUUGAGCAUGUUUGAGAAAUCAAAUUAGGUGAGUGAAUUAAAGGCUUAAAAUUACGUCUUAUAGGAUUCUCUUAGGGCAGCAAAUAGAGAAUUGAAUGAACUGAAAUAAUAAAUGGAGAAUGGUAACAUAAUUAGAUUUGAUGACGAAGUUAGGAGAUAGAUUGAAUAUAAAUUAGAUUUAUGUUAGCAACUACAAUAAGACAAAGAAGAACUUCUAAAAGAGAAUGAAUAACUAAGAAGGGAAAAUAAAUUGUUGAAAGAAAACAACGAUUUGAUUUAAUAAAAGAUAUCAUAACAAUCAUCUAAUAUAAGUUAGUUGCCUUAAUCUGUACUUGUAAGUUAGAUAUCGCCAUCAGGUAUUAAAUACUAGCUAAUGCUUUUAAGGUAUUUCUCCUGGGUUUAAGAUCAAUGAAAGCGAAAAAAUAAAGUAUUUAUUGAAGACUGUUGAUCAGUUGCAAAAUGCAAUAAAAAACAGGGAUCAAGAGAUUACAAAAUUAUCAUAGAUGGCUAGUACUAAUGUUGGAUUGUCUUCACUUAUAAAUAAGCAACAUUCAGGAGUGCGAUAUGACAAUCUCAAUUCAGAAAAUAUAAAUGCCUUUGAUAAGUAAUUAUGA
This is a messenger RNA of Paramecium octaurelia, 1634 nucleotides long. Lineage: Eukaryota; Ciliophora; Oligohymenophorea; Peniculida; Parameciidae. The record is from the annotation of a GenBank genome assembly.